UCAGGAGAGAGAGAAGGAGAGAGACGCGUUAAUCUCCAGGGAAAUGGGCACGUUUGGAAUAAGCGGUACCAGUCAGCAAGCUCGCUCUAAUAUUCCAAUGGCUGUGGGAGAAGUGUUUCCAGAGAGAGAGAGGGAGGGAGAGAGUGAAAGAGAGAGAGGGGGAAUAUGAGGGCAGUACUCAGGAUGAGCCUGCGCUUUGAGGCUGUAAAACACUAGACCCUGAGGGCAUUCUCUGAGCUCUCCCUCUUCAGAAAACCUGACUGCAAGAGAAAAGAAAAGUGAGGUGGUAUCUGCCGUCCAGCUGAGAUGCGGGGACACUGACGGCCCUGCCCUGCCCCGUCUGUCGAACCGGACCAAUGAUGAUAAUGAACACGAUGAUGUCCACACGGCGCGUGUAGGGCUAAAUUCACAACUACCGGACUCUUACGAGACACUCCACUUUGAUCCGCGCUCAUUCAAACUUCAGAUGGACUACAUUCACCCUGCACUGACCAGUAAAAUGAAUUGGAUCACACUACUGCUGGCCGGCUUGACUUUUUGUGGCAAAGUGUCCGUGCACAGCUGUUUAGAUUAUGAUGACAGUUAUGAUUAUUAUGAAGAGGAGAAAACAGAGACGAUAGACUACAAGGAUCCCUGCAAAGCCGCUGUAUUUUGGGGAGAUAUUGCCUUGGAUGAAGAGGACUUGAAAAUGUUUCAGAUCGAUGGGACGAUAGAGCUUUCGCAGCAGUCACAUGGGAGACAGGGACACACAUCUGGUGGUCUAGGAGAGCAUAAUCCCAGUAAGAAGAAAGGUUCGUUAUAUCUGUUGCUUGACAGAAUACGACGGUUGGGUUUUGAGUCGUGGCCAGUGAACAGCAGUAAAGAUGUGUCGAGCUCCAAGGCUGGAGGGAGGAGUGUAAACGGCGGCAGAGGUGUGAAGUCUCGAGUGCCCCGUGCUGCCACAUCCCGAGCUGAGAAGAUCUGGCCUGGAGGAGUCAUCCCUUACGUCAUAGGAGGCAACUUCACUGGAAGUCAGAGGGCCAUGUUAAAACAAGCAAUGAGACACUGGGAGAAACAAACGUGUGUCACUUUCAUUGAGAAAACUGACGAGGAGAGCUACAUCGUCUUCACCUACAGACCCUGCGGGUGUUGCUCUUACGUCGGUCGCCGUGGCAAUGGUCCCCAGGCAAUUUCCAUUGGGAAGAACUGCGACAAGUUUGGCAUUGUCGUUCACGAACUUGGGCACGUAAUUGGCUUUUGGCACGAGCACACACGACCUGACCGUGAUGAUCAUGUGACCAUCAUCCGUGACAACAUCCAGCCAGGUCAGGAGUAUAACUUCAUUAAGAUGGAACCCGGGGAUGUCAACUCUCUUGGUGAGCCAUAUGAUUUUGACAGCAUCAUGCAUUAUGCCAGAAACACUUUCUCCAGAGGAAUGUUUUUGGACACAAUUCUUCCCUCUCGUGAUGAGAACGGCGUCAGGCCUGCUAUCGGUCAAAGAACUAGACUCAGCAAAGGAGAUAUAUCGCAAGCUAAGAAGUUAUACAGAUGCCCAGCAUGUGGUGAAACACUACAGGACUCAGUGGGGAAUUUAUCAUCUCCAGGAUAUCCUAAUGGGUACCCGUCAUAUACACACUGUGUAUGGAGGAUCUCCGUCACACCUGGGGAGAAGAUAGUGUUAAACUUCACCACUAUGGACCUCUACAAGAGCAGCCUGUGCUGGUACGACUACAUAGAGGUUCGUGAUGGAUACUGGAGGAAAGCGCCAUUGCUGGGUCGUUUCUGUGGUGAUAAAAUUCCAGAAGUUUUGGUCUCCACAGACAGUCGGAUGUGGAUUGAGUUCCGCAGUAGCAGCAAUUGGGUUGGAAAGGGAUUUGCAGCAGUCUAUGAAGCAAUAUGCGGAGGGGAGAUCAGUAAGGACUCUGGACAGAUUCAGUCUCCAAACUAUCCAGAUGACUACCGUCCAUCUAAGGAAUGUGUGUGGAGGAUCACAGUGUCCGAGGGCUACAGCGUGGGCUUGAGCUUUCAAGUCUUUGAGAUCGAGCGACAUGACAGCUGUGCAUAUGACUAUCUUGAGGUUAGAGACGGUUUGUCUGAGAACAGCCCUCUGAUUGGUCGAUUCUGCGGCUACGAUAAACCUGAAGAUAUCCGUUCCACCUCCAACACCCUCUGGAUGAAAUUUGUCUCUGAUGGGACUGUAAAUAAAGCAGGCUUCGCUGCAAACUUCUUCAAAGAGGAAGACGAGUGUCUGAAGCCAGAUAAUGGCGGCUGUGAACAGAGAUGUGUUAACACAUUAGGAAGCUUCAAAUGUGCCUGUGAUCCUGGAUACGAACUGGCCCCUGACAAGAAGAGCUGUGAAGCUGCAUGUGGUGGCUUGCUGACUAAGUUGAACGGCACAAUCACCACCCCAGGUUGGCCUAAGGAAUAUCCUCCCAAUAAGAACUGUGUGUGGCAAGUGGUUGCCCCCACUCAGUACCGCAUAUCCAUGCAGUUUGAAGCCUUUGAACUUGAGGGAAAUGAGGUGUGUAAGUAUGACUAUGUUGAGGUGCGGAGCGGCUUGUCAUCUGACUCAAAGCUUCAUGGGAAAUACUGCGGAACAGAGGUUCCAGAGGUCAUCACCUCCCAGUACAACAACAUGCGAAUCGAGUUCAAAUCAGACAACACAGUGUCCAAGAAAGGCUUCAAAGCUCAUUUCUUCUCCGAUAAAGAUGAAUGUUCAAAGGAUAACGGUGGAUGCCAGCAUGAGUGUAUCAACACUAUUGGCAGCUAUGUGUGCCAGUGCCGCAACGGCUUUAUUCUGCAUGAGAACAAACACGACUGCAAGGAAGCUGAGUGUGAGCACAAGAUCCACAGCACGAGUGGAACCAUCAGCAGUCCCAACUGGCCUGACAAGUACCCCAGCAGAAAAGAGUGCACGUGGGACAUCACCUCCACACCCGGCCACCGGGUCAAAAUUUCUUUUAAUGAGUUUGAGAUUGAGCAGCACCAGGAAUGCGCGUAUGAUCACCUGGAGGCCUUUGACGGUGACUCGGACAAGACGCCCAUCCUGAGCCGUCUGUGCGGCAGUAAGAUUCCAGAACCGCUCAUCUCCACAGGCAACAAGAUGUACCUGCGAUUCAUCUCUGACGCCUCAGUGCAGAGGAAAGGCUUUCAGGCCACUCACUCCUCUGAGUGUGGUGGGAGGCUGAAAGCAGAGGUGCGUCAGAAGAACCUGUAUUCUCAUGCUCAGUUUGGGGAUAAUAACUACCCCGGCCACACCGACUGCGAGUGGCUCAUAACGGCAGAGUCGGGUUAUGGCAUCGAGCUUACUUUCACCACCUUUGAGGUAGAGGAGGAGGCCGAUUGUGGGUAUGACUACAUCGAACUUUACGAUGGCUACGACACCGGAGCGCACAAACUGGGACGCUUUUGUGGAUCAGGGCCUCGUGAGGAGCUUUACUCUGCUGGCGAUGCCAUGAUGAUCCAUUUCCACUCUGAUGACACGAUCAGUAAGAAAGGCUUCCACAUCCACUACACUAGUACAAAGUUCCAGGAGGCGCUACACACACGCAAGUAACGUCUCCCCUAGAGGUGAGAGAGACUCCAGAGAGACUGAGCACAGGGAUGAAAUGCUACAACAAGGAGAAACGGACUCCAGAAAACUAUUGAGAUUGAUUUAUGUCAAUCAAAGACCCUGCCGAGAUGGGUUUCCUGCAUUGGAUUUGCCUCUUUAUGUUCAGCCACUGUGGAAGUGCUGUCAUAUUGACCUUUGACACUGAUCAGCUGCUCUUAUGUGUGGGAUAGCACUGCCCACUGGAGUGCUGUCCUGCGCUCUUUGACUGGACCCCUGGACAAACACACACUCACACACAAAAACUUUUUGUUGGCUCUCUGUUGUUCAGAUAAGACAGUGAUAGUCAUGUAAAAUAACUGAAACGAAGAGACAAUGACAAUAAGACAUAUAAGUAACUGCUAUUGAACUUGAGUGUGUGUGUGUGUGUGCAUGUCGCUCUGGACAGCAUGGACAGUUUGGCUGCUAAUGCCACACCACACUGUACCUCAGCUAAAAUGUGUGUGUGUUUGUGUGUGUGUGUGUGUGUGUGUGUGUGUGCGUGCGCGCGCGCGUGUGGAUGUAUGUGUUUGAGAGAGAGUGAGGCCUUCAAAUACCAGCCUGAACUCAUUCAAAUGUUUUUACAAUUAUGUGGUUGUAAUUUUACAAUUAUUCUGUUAGCUUUAUGGCAAAGCCCAUUUUCUUUCCAUCAAAAGUGCAAAAGUAAAUAUGUAGCCCUAUUCAACAAUAAGCUUACUUAAAUACAGUAUAUGUAGCCCAUUGCUUAUGUCUGCUGUGACGGACAUAGCAAUUCAACGCAAGCGUUUAUGACUACAAAGACGUUUUAAGACAGUGGGUCUCAUUCACUAAGCUUGCGCACACACGAGUUUGUGUAUGAAAUCUGCGAGCAAAAACUUUA
Messenger RNA from Rhinichthys klamathensis goyatoka, 4427 nucleotides. RefSeq names its product tolloid-like 1 (gene tll1). Gene Ontology annotation, molecular function: metalloendopeptidase activity; zinc ion binding; calcium ion binding. Lineage: Eukaryota; Metazoa; Chordata; Actinopteri; Cypriniformes; Leuciscidae. Gene Ontology annotation, biological process: proteolysis. The transcript is spliced from 22 exons. The record is from RefSeq and is a predicted model, not a curated record. The coding region runs from base 467 to 3535 and encodes 1022 amino acids.